Messenger RNA from Macroventuria anomochaeta, 1783 nucleotides. Its product is annotated as nonsense-mediated mRNA decay protein 3. Lineage: Eukaryota; Fungi; Ascomycota; Dothideomycetes; Pleosporales; Didymellaceae. Gene Ontology annotation, cellular component: nucleus; cytoplasm. Gene Ontology annotation, biological process: ribosomal large subunit export from nucleus. Gene Ontology annotation, molecular function: ribosomal large subunit binding. The record is from RefSeq and is a predicted model, not a curated record. Bases 159 to 1694 code for a protein of 511 amino acids. The transcript has a single exon.
GGACGCUUUUCUACGAGCAGUGUCUCCACGCCACACACACACACACACACACACACAUCCGACAACCUCCCGGAGAGGACACCAUAAAGAGACGUUCUUUCUGCCACGACCAUCCACAAACUCACACGCAGAACACGCAGCUCGAGCUACCCGCAGCAAUGGAGAUGGACAGCGGCAUGGCCUUUGCGCCUCAGCAAAAGAACGCAGCGACGAUUCUCUGCGCAGACUGCGGUGCGCCCGUCGACGGCACUAUCUCCGGCGCCUUCUGCUACGACUGCAUCAAGCUCAAGACCGAUGUCACAACCGGCGUCCAGCGCGAGGCCAUCCUGCUCAUGUGCCGCGACUGCGAUCGAUGGCUCUCACCACCUACUUCCUGGGUCGUCGCCGCUCCCGAGUCGCGCGAGCUGCUCGCCCUGUGCCUGCGUAAACUGCGAGGCCUCAACAAGCUGAGGAUCAUCGACGCCAGCUUCAUCUGGACGGAACCCCACAGCAGAAGGAUCAAGGUCAAGAUCACAGCACAGUCGGAGAUCAACGAGGGCGCGAUCAUGCAGCAGACCUUCGAAGUCGAGUACAAGCAGAACUACCACCAGUGCCCCGAUUGCGCCAAGAGCUACACACACAACACAUGGAGGGCUUGCGUGCAGGUGCGACAGAAGGUGCCGCACAAGAGGACGUUCCUCUACCUGGAGCAGUUGAUUCUGAAGCACGGCGCACACAAGGACACCAUCAACAUCAAAGAGGUCCACGACGGCAUCGACUUCUUCUUCGCCCAGCGCAACCACGCCACCGCCUUCUGCGACUUCCUCAAGGCAGUCGUACCAGUCAACAUCAAGGACUCGCAAGAGCUGAUCUCCCACGACAUCCACACCUCGACCAAGAACUACAAAUUCUCCUACUCGUGCGAAAUCGUCCCCAUCUGCAAAGACGACCUCGUCGUCAUCCCCAUCCCCCUAGCCAAGAAAAUCGGCAACAUCGCCCCCCUCGGCCUCUGCUCGCGCAUCGGCACAUCCGUCCAAAUCCUCGACCCGCAGACGCUGCAAACGGCCGACAUCGACCAGAAGCUGUACUGGCGCACGCCCUUCCGGCCGCUCGCCGACGUCCAAGAACUAACCGAGUUCAUCGUGCUGGAUAUCGAGCCCUUGGGAAAGCAAGCCGGGCGGCACUUCCUCGCAGAAGCGACCAUCGCGCGCGCCUCGGACAUGGGCGCAAACGACCAGACGUACUACUGCCGCACACAUCUCGGCGGCAUUCUGCAUGUUGGAGAUAGUGUAAUGGGCUACCUCCUCAGCAACACAAACUUCAACAACGAGCUCUUCGACGUGCUCGAGCAGUCCAACAAAUACAGCGCCACAAUCCCCGACGUCAUCCUCGUCAAGAAGUUCUACCAGCGCGCCAAGAAGAACAAGAACAAGCGCACCUGGCGCGUCAAGCGCAUGGGCAAGGAGGAGAGCGAGAUGCUGCCCCGCAAACAGGAUCAGGAGAAGAUGGAGCGCGAUUUUGAAAUGUUUUUGCAGGAUGUUGAGGAGGAUCCGGAGCUUAGGGCGACCAUGGCGCUGUACAAGGCGCAGCAGGAACAGCAGCAGCGCGAUGAGGAUGCCAUGGAGACCGAGGACGAAGGGGAGGAUGAUGAGGGGUUGGAGAUUCCGAUGGAGCAGUUGUUGGAUGAUUUUGAGGACAUGACUAUGAAAGAUUAGGAGGCUGCGGUUCUGCCGCAAUGGCUGUUAGUGUGAACGUUCUGCUGCAUUUCGAGGCGUUAGCGGUCUAAAAAGGGCAUGAUUGACAG